AGCGCUUCCGGCCUGCGCCCCGCCCCCUUCGCUGACAGGUGGCCCAAGCCCCAGUCCCCGCCCAGCUUCGCGGCUGACUGGUCCAGGAGUCCAAGCGGUUGGAGGCUUUUACGGCUGCGGCGUGCCAGAAAGUAUGUUACAUAUAAAAGUGGAUAAUUUACAUGACAAAUGAAAAUGGCCAAUUCUUUAAGAGGAGAAGUAUUGAAUCUUUACAAAAAUCUGCUGUAUCUUGGACGAGAAUAUCCAAAAGGAGCAGACUAUUUUAAAAGGCGUUUGAGGAACGUUUUCCUUAAAAACAAAGAUGUGAAGGACCCAGAGAAGAUCAAAGAACUUAUUCAACGUGGUGAAUUUGUAAUGAAAGAGCUAGAAGCCUUAUACUUCCUUAGGAAAUACAGAGCCAUGAAACAACGCUAUUAUUCAGAUACCAACAAAAGUAACUGAUCAUUACUACUAGAAAGCUGAAAACCAGUGCCAGCUGUUUUUGUAUUCCAAGUAUUGUAAAAUAAUUCUAAUUUAAAAUGGGAAAAUAUACAUGUUGUGUAAAAAAUACAUGAGCUGCCCUACUGAACUAAAAUUAAUAGGUUUCAACUUCUAUCCAUAUGGAGAGCUUUAUCAGUGCAACCCUUUAUGCUCAAUUUUUAUACUAAAAGCAAUUUAGCUAUACUACCAAUUAUAAAUUAAUGAGUACCCAAUUUUGAAUGAAAACGUAAUACACUCAAAUUUUCUAACUUAAGAGGAUUAGCCAAUUAUUCUUAGCCCAUUUCUCCAUUUUACUGACAAAAGAAUGCCAUUUACUGCACAUUUAAUAAGGAAAAUAAUUUCUUACACAUUUAUUCCUCAACUUUUGAAGGAGUUACCUUAUUUUUGACCAAUUUGGUACAUUAAUAACUAACAUGUUCAAAAUUCACUAUAGAACAAAUAGUACCUGGUAAUGAUUUAAAUGUAGUUACAGAAAUAAUAGUAUGUAUGGAGUCAUCAGAUUACUUUUGAUGUUGAAAUAGCCUGCCGGUGACUGGUAUUAUAUACAUAACUAUUCAAUUAUGUCCAUUAAUUUUGCUGCUGCUACCUUUGGGCCUUAAAAAACAAAUCACCUACUGUGCACCAUUACCUUUUUUGAUAAAAAGUAAUAAUGUUCUGUAUGCUUUUGUCAUAAAGGCAGCUCUGACUUGUGUCUACUUAAAAAUGAGUUGAUAAGGCAGUGAACCUAAACCUACUAUGGUUUUAAGUUUAA
Molecule: messenger RNA, 1231 nt
Organism: Propithecus coquereli (Coquerel's sifaka)
Lineage: Eukaryota; Metazoa; Chordata; Mammalia; Primates; Indriidae
Gene: ETFRF1
Product: LYR motif containing 5
Exons: 3
Coding region: 169-441 (90 amino acids)
Biological process (GO): respiratory electron transport chain
Cellular component (GO): mitochondrion
Source: RefSeq, a predicted model, not a curated record